Strongylus vulgaris is the source of this 288-nucleotide messenger RNA. NCBI's taxonomy places the organism in Eukaryota, Metazoa, Nematoda, Chromadorea, Rhabditida, Strongylidae. The record is from the annotation of a GenBank genome assembly.
AUGGCAGGGCCCUGGCAAGGCACUGCAUGUUUGGAAGACUGUUCAUUGCCAGAACAGCAUGUAAUAAGAAAAGAAGCCCUUCACACUGGAUCACAUCUACGGCGUCGGAUGUCAUCAAGACCAGUGUCAGGUUGCACAGGACGCCAUGGAUAUCGGACCAAAAGGACACGUCAACGACUUGCCAUGGAGACUGUCUCAUGCUCUGCACCUACAACGCCAGGACAGUCUCCACCAACGCCGAUCUUCACGCGCUUCUCGAAGCUGCAGGGCGCUUCAUCUACCACGUAA